Molecule: messenger RNA, 1113 nt
Organism: Nothobranchius furzeri (turquoise killifish)
Lineage: Eukaryota; Metazoa; Chordata; Actinopteri; Cyprinodontiformes; Nothobranchiidae
Gene: pacrg
Product: PARK2 co-regulated
Cellular component (GO): vesicle; neuron projection; cytosol
Molecular function (GO): Hsp70 protein binding; Hsp90 protein binding
Source: RefSeq, a predicted model, not a curated record
UUGUAUUAAUGUUAUUUGUAGGAAUCCACUCUAGGGGUAUAUUUGCAGAGGGGUCAAACCUGGAUAGGUAAAUUGAUGCUGCUCUCAUGAAAACACAACAGACCUCUGUCCUGUUGUCCCAGACUCCCAUCAGUCUGCAGACAGGACAGUCGGGACAGCAGAAGACGCCACAAUAACUGGUGGGAAUGCAACAGCUGUUGAUGACCCACGACCCUUUGAUUCUGUAGUGUUUCUAUGAUUUGGACGCAUACGCGUCUCCAUAGCAACCAGCGCGAGACAGUCCCGACUAACUAGCAGCGCAAACCUAGUUAAGCAGUCAGACGGUCGGUAAAAUGCCAAAGAAGAGAUCUGAGCUAAAGGCUGAAGCCUUCACCAUUAAGGCCACCAUGAAAGUAGCCGCGGUAGUGGGCCCUCCAUCUGCAGGGGCUUUUAAAGAGCGACCUGCCAAACCCACCAUGCUCCGCAAAUACUACCAUCGUGGAGACCUGCCGGUCGUGGUUAACCACAUCGGCAAUGGAGGCAGGGCCAUUAAAUGGAAGGUUGAUAUUUACUCACUGGACUACCACCACUACCUGCCGCUGUUCUUCGAUGGCUUGUGCGAGACGACUUUUCCUUGUGAGCUUUUCGCCCGCCAGGGAAUCUAUGAAUUGUUGAAAAUUGGAGGCCCCAAAAUCCUUCCUGUCAUUCCUCAGCUCAUCAUACCCAUCAGGAAUGCCAUGAACACGAGAAACCAUCAAGUGAUGUGCACAACCCUUAGAGCCAUUCAGCAGCUGCUGCAGUCUGCGGACGGGGUGGGGGAGGCCAUGGUGCCUUACCUCGGACGAAUCCUGACUGUUUUUAACAUCUUCAAGAAUAAAAAUGAAAAUUGUGGAGACGAGGUCGGCAGAGAAAAGACCAUUGGGGACCUGAUCAACGAGACUCUGCAGAUGUUUGAAGCCUAUGGAGGCCCAGAGACCUAUAAAGUGAUCAAAUACAUGGUCCCCACCUAUGAGUCCUGCAUGAACAAGUGAAGGAUGGGUUCCUACAGACUUUGAUUGUAUUUCUCAUAUGUCUGAUUACUUGGUUUGUUUAAAUACCUUGAAUUAUAGCAGCUAUUAAAUAUACCAACAUGUA